AUGAAGCAGCGAUUCUCGUCAUUGGACGUUAAGGUCAUCUCCCAGGAGCUUGCCUCGGAGAUCGUCAAUUUGCGAGUGUCGAACAUAUAUGAUCUCUCAUCGAGGAUCUUCUUAUUCAAACUCGCAAAACCAGAUCAUCGCAAGCAACUCAUCGUCGACUCAGGCUUCCGAUGCCAUGUCACCCAAUACUCGCGGGCGACGGCUUCCAUGCCAUCCCCCUUCGUGACUCGCAUGCGCAAAUUCCUUAAAUCACGACGCAUCACUUCGGUUAAGCAGAUCGGCACCGAUCGCGUUAUUGACAUCUCGUUCAGCGAUGGCAUGUACCACAUGUUCUUGGAAUUCUUUGCGGGGGGAAACAUCAUAAUCACCGACCGCGAACAUAAUAUUCUGGCUCUAUUCCGUCAAGUCUCUAUUAGCGAGGGAGAGGAGGCGAGGGUUGGAAUUCAAUACACAGUAACGAACAAACAGAACUACCACGGGAUCCCGGAAAUUACGUUAGAGAGGAUCAAGGAGACACUGGAGAAGGCGAAAGCGCUAUUUGCAAAUCAGGACGGAGCACCGAAAAAGUCAAAGAAGAAAAAUGCGGAUGUGUUAAGGAAGGCUCUCUCUCAAGGCUUCCCCGAAUACCCUCCCCUUUUGCUGGACCAUGCUUUUGCGACGAAGGAGGUUGAUCCAACAACACCCUUGGAUAAGGUACUACAGGACGAAAGCCUCCUUCAGGAAGUCAACGGUGUUUUGCAAGAGGCCCAGAAUGAGAACACGAGACUUUCAACGCAAGAGAGUCAUCCUGGUUACAUUGUUGCGAAAGAAGAUAAUCGCAGCGUUUCUCAGUCGACUGGUGAGAAUGAGCAGCCUUCGGAGACAGCCAACCUUCUCUAUGAGGAUUUCCACCCAUUCAAGCCUCGACAGUUUGAAGGGAAACCGGGCAUUAGCAUCUUGGAAUUUCCCUCGUUGAAUGCCACGGUUGACGAAUAUUUCUCAUCAAUCGAGACCCAGAAGCUGGAGUCACGACUUACAGAGCGCGAGGAGGCAGCGAAGAGAAAGCUUGAUGCAGUGAGACAAGAGCACGAGAAAAAGAUCGGUGCCCUCAAAGAACAACAAGAGCUACAUAUUCGCAAAGCAGGCGCGAUCGAGGAUAAUGUCUACCGAGUCCAAGAAGCCAUGGAUGCGGUCAAUGGCCUGAUCGCUCAGGGCAUGGACUGGGUAGAAAUCGCACGUCUUAUCGAAAUGGAGCAGAGCCGAGGAAACCCUGUGGCGAGAAUUAUCAAGCUUCCCUUGAAACUCCAUGAAAACACGAUCACACUGCUUCUUGGAGAAGCUGGUGACGAGCAAGAUGAGGAAGACGAGCUAUUUUCGAGCGACGAGUCUGAAGAAUCCGACGACGAGCAGGAUAAUGGCGAAAGCCAACAACCCCCAUCGGUAUUGAUUAUUGACAUCGACCUCGGUGUCUCUCCAUGGGCGAAUGCGAAGCAGUACUAUGAGCAGAAGAAACUGGCCGCGGUUAAGGAACAAAGGACGGCCCAGUCAUCUACCAAAGCACUCAAAAGCCACGAAAAGAAGGUAACGGAAGACCUCAAACGGGGCUUGAAAAAAGAGAAACAAACUCUCCGGCAAACCCGACAACCCUUCUGGUUUGAGAAGUUUCUUUUCUUCAUCUCUUCGGAGGGAUACCUCGUCCUGGGCGGUCGAGACGCUAUGCAGAGCGAGAUGCUUUACCGCCGUUAUCUUAAGAAAGGGGAUAUCUUUGUGCAUGCGGAUUUGGAAGGAGCUAGACCCAUGAUUGUCAAGAACAGAUCGAAGAACCCUAACGCGCCUAUACCACCAAGCACCCUUUCACAGGCUGGCAAUCUAUGCGUUGCUACAUCAAGUGCUUGGGAUUCGAAAGCUGUCAUGUCUGCAUGGUGGGCCCAGGCCAGUCAAAUAACAAAAACUGCUGAAGCGGGAGGGCUUCUUCCUAUGGGAGAUUUCUUGGUCAAGGGAGAGAAGAAUUUCCUUGCCCCGUCGCAACUCGUUCUAGGUUUUGGAGUGACAUUCCAAAUUAGCAAAGAUAGCCUGAAAAACCACACAACUCAUUUUGUUGACGAGCCUGAGGCGGCCGAGUCAACCACCGUGGGUGGUAACGAGCAAGCUGGGGGAAGCACACAACACUCUGAGCAACAACAGGAGACAGGGGAAAUUCAUAAACCUUCUGAGGAGCCUAAAGAACAAGCCGAAGAGCAGAGUUCGGACUCAGAGAAUGAACAAGACAAUGUUGAUUCACUUCCCACUCGAAACCCAUUACAGCGUGGACCAUCGGAGUCUCCUCAUACCGAGGUCGCGCAGGAGGGAGAAAAGGAUACCGGAUCAGAUGCUGAAGAUGUUGCCGAUAAGUCAGAAGAGCAGGCGGAUGCGUUGGAUGAGGAAGAAGCAGAGGCAGAUGCGCCAACGGAAGAUGGAAGCGGUCCGGUAGAAGAUGAAAGCGAACGCCAGCUCUCUGCAACGGCCAGGCAAUCGCCUCGGAAGGGGAAAUCUCCUGAUUCGUCCGAGGCUGGCCAACAAGCACCCGGCAAGAACUCAACUGCCAAAGCAACGAACGCCAAACAUGCACCGGCACCUACCCGAGGCAAGAAAGGGAAAGCGAAGAAAGCAGCCGCUAAGUACGCUGAUCAGGAUGAUGAAGAUCGUGAACUAGCGCUCCGCUUGCUCGGGGCCAACAAGGGCAAAGCUGGUAAGGCUGCUGCCGCCGCCGAAGCUAAGGAAAAUCGCGAGAAAGAAGCCGAGGCACAGAGGAAGCGUCGUCAGGCACAACAUGAGCGUGCUGCAGAAGCCGAACGCAGACGACAGGCCCUGUUUGAGGAAGGUGGUGAUGAUUACGACGAAGAGACGGCCGCUGCGGAGGCAGCAGACCUUGAGUGGAUCCCAGCAUUGAUUGGGACGCCUCGUCCGGAGGACGAGAUCCUUGCAGCCAUUCCAGUCUGUGCUCCCUGGGCAGCACUGAGUCGAUAUAGAUACAAGGUCAAACUGCAGCCUGGUACGGUGAAGAAGGGUAAGGCUGUCAAGGAGAUACUUGGACGAUGGGUGGCUGAGACCACCACCGGCAAGGUUAAGAAGGAAUAUGCUGAGGAAGCUGGCAUCAGUCUCGCUGACGCAGAGAAACUCCGGGCCCGGGAAGGUGAUGUGAUCAAGGCAUGGAAAGAGACUGAGAUCAUCAACAGCGUUCCUGUUGGGAAAGUGCGAAUUAUGCUCGGAGCCAGCGGAGGCGAUGGUAAAGGUAAAGGAAAAGGUGGUGGCAGCGGUAACAAAGGCGGAAAGGGUGGAAAGAAGAAAUAA
This is a messenger RNA of Aspergillus bombycis, 3309 nucleotides long. RefSeq names its product putative DUF814 domain protein. Gene Ontology annotation, biological process: rescue of stalled cytosolic ribosome; ribosome-associated ubiquitin-dependent protein catabolic process. Gene Ontology annotation, cellular component: RQC complex. Lineage: Eukaryota; Fungi; Ascomycota; Eurotiomycetes; Eurotiales; Aspergillaceae. The coding region runs from base 1 to 3309 and encodes 1102 amino acids. The transcript has 4 exons. The record is from RefSeq and is a predicted model, not a curated record. Gene Ontology annotation, molecular function: ribosomal large subunit binding; tRNA binding.